Sesamum indicum (sesame) is the source of this 1040-nucleotide messenger RNA. RefSeq lists its product as uncharacterized. Lineage: Eukaryota; Viridiplantae; Streptophyta; Magnoliopsida; Lamiales; Pedaliaceae. Gene Ontology annotation, molecular function: metal ion binding; ubiquitin protein ligase activity. Gene Ontology annotation, biological process: ubiquitin-dependent protein catabolic process. The record is from RefSeq and is a predicted model, not a curated record. Gene Ontology annotation, cellular component: endoplasmic reticulum.
CUCCCUAGAAAAAACCGGUUCUGUAUUACCAACCGCAAAACUGGAAAUUUCUGGAAGUCAAAAUCCUCUGCUUUGCAAGGAUAUAUCUUCAUUUUUCUCGAUUCAUAACUGAAAUUGCUUCCCUUUUUUGUUCUGCGGUGCUGAACAGUUGACAAAGUGCAGCUGUUGGAUUUCCAGUGUAGAGAACAGAUGGCAGAGGCUCAUGACCCAACUACAAGCGCACCUGAAAGCUCAUCUUCCUCUGGUGCCGAUGGCAAUGAAGCUGGUGAUUUUGAAUGUAACAUUUGCUUUGAUUUAGCACGGGAUCCAGUAAUCACUCUCUGUGGGCAUCUCUAUUGCUGGCCAUGCCUUUAUAGAUGGCUACGAGGUCACUCGCAAGCCCAUGAAUGCCCAGUUUGUAAGGCGCUAAUACAGGAGGAAAAGGUGAUUCCUCUAUAUGGCAGAGGGAAGGCGCCAACCGACCCAAGAUCAAAACCUGUUCCGGGCGUUGAAAUCCCCAACCGACCUGCGGGCCAGAGACCUGAGACAGCUCCACUUCCAGAUGGCAAUAACUUGUCUGAUCUUUUCUUAGGACUCAUGGGAGGGUUCGCACCAAUUGCAUCUGCUACUUUUAAUAACUUUGGAAUGUCUGCUGGUUUUGGCGGGAUAUUCUCUCCUUUUUUCAGUGUCCAGUUUCACGGUUUUUCCAGUGCAAGUGGCUAUGGUGGGUCAUCAGGAUAUCAUUAUGGAAAUACUGGUACAUUUCAUGAGAAUGAAGGCAGAUUUAAUACAGAGACCAGUCAAGCUGCUCGGGCAGAUGAUGAGAAUUUGAAGAAGAUUCUUUUGGUCAUCCUUCUUUUUGUACUUUUUGCUUUUCUAACAAUGUAGAAGAAUUAUGCUCCUAAUCUUUUUGUGCUGAGGAACUUGAAGAAGAUUCUUGUCUUGCAAAAUAUUGGUCUUUGUGAUUACCUGCGUGUGGUUGAUUUUUGGAUGCUCUGUAAAUUAAUGUUACACCUUGAGUGGGUUUUUGUUUGGAAUGGACAAAUUGGUUGUUUGAUGUA